AUGGAAGAGGUGAAGCGAUCCCUCUCGAGCACUUGUGACAAGCUUGUACCCCCAAAUCACGUUCUGCCACACAUUCGGGCACAACAGCACAGACAACAAUACAGAGUCAUUUUUAAGCUCCUCUUUUUUCCCCACUGCAAAGUUUUGCACAAACUCCUAGCAGUUAAACUCAGCAUUUGCAGGGAUAAAUCACAGCUGCAGGGAGAAGCUGUUUCCUCCCUGAUGGGGAAUGAAGAAGUGGGGCAAAAUGCAGGCAGCGGGGUGGUGCCUGAUAAUAGCCCUCUCCUUUCUCUUUGGCCUCUGCGAGACUGCUCCAGGACUCCCUCUGCUCGCUCAUGGCUGGUCCACUCUGCAUUCCUCAGCAUCUCCGCUUUCCCACGUCCCCUCUCCACAUGGCUCAGUUCAGGCACCAUGCAGUGGGCUGCCAGGCAAAGAUGUGAGGUGGCAGUGGGAAGAGGAGGCAGUGGCCUGAGAAAGAGGGCCGGCGAAGUGAGCAGCGUGUUGGUAGCAGGAUUGGGAGGUCCCCCAGCGUGCCAGACAGAGAAGCCUGAGUACACAGGGAAACAGACCAACGUUAGAUACAACAGCAGACUGCUCAUCGUUUCCUUCGACAGUCCGUCUUAUGCAGAUACAGCGCGUGAUGUCCUUCCAGUGCAAAUGAAUCCGAUAGUUCAGUCUCAGUUUAUACCCUUGGCUGAAGUGCUUUGCGGUGCUGUGUCUGAUAUGAAUGCUGCCCAGAUUGUGGUGACACAGGAGUCCCUGCUGGAGCAUCUGGUGGAACAUUACCCAGGCAUCGCGGUUCCAUCUCCAGAUAUUCUUUAUACCACUCUGGGAACUCUGAUUAAAGAAAGGAAAAUUUAUCACACUGGAGAGGGGUACUUCAUAGUCACUCCUCAGACUUACUUCAUUACGAAUAUAACCCCCCAUGAAAAUAAGAGAGACCUAUCGGAUGAAAGCCACCAGAUGCCAACUUGCAUUACUUAUCUGGUGAGCGUGGAGAGCUGUGCAGAUUUGGCCAAAGAAAAUGCUGCCCCCAUUUCCCACUGUCAGUCUUGCCGGUGUUUCCCUGAUCUGUCCACUCAGGAAGUACGGGAAACACCAGCUGCUGCAGAAGUGACUAGAAAAAGCCAGAAAGAUCUGCAGGAAUCCAAAUCUUUGGGACAGAAUCAAGCCGUUUCUGUGUCUGAGGAGAAUCACGUCGGUGAAAGCACGAAACCUUUACCAUACACAAAAGACAGAGAAAAAGGCAGGAAGUUUGGCCUUAGCCUCUUUUGGCGUAGUAUAUCCAGAAAGGAGAAGGCCAGAAUAGAGCACAGUAGUUUCUCUGCCCAGUUUCCACCGGAAGAAUGGCCUGUUCGAGAUGAAGAUAACUUGGACAAUAUCCCGAGAGACAUUGAACAUGAGAUUAUCAAGCGAAUUAAUCCCAUUCUGACUGUUGACAAUUUAAUCAAACAUACCGUCCUAAUGCAAAAAUACGAAGAACAGAAAAAAUACAAUAGCCAGGGCACUUCCACCGAUAUGCCUACGGUCAGGCAUAAAUAUCCUUCAAAAGAGGGAGUUAAGAAAAGGCGGGGCCAGUCUGUAAGGCCUCGAAGGCUGGGCCAUUCUCAUAGGGAUAGACACAAAGCCAGGAGUCAGGGAAGUGAGCCUCCGCCAGGAAGCGUUAGACCAGAGAAACACCCCCGCCUCCCUGCUGCACAGCCAGCCUCCAGGAUUCAAAGCCCAAACGAAGCAGUAGUGCAGAAACCACUUGAUGAGAAUCCAUCAGUACUAGGUUCCCAUCUGCUUUACAAGAAGCGAAUCAGUAAUCCUUUCCAAGGUUUGUCUCACCGAGGGAGCCCGGCAGCCAAAGGGUACAACAUCCAGACCAGUGAUCUGAAACCCAGUCAUACUGGACCAAAGGGAAAGCCUUUCCAAAGGUCAAGGUCUUUGGAUGCCCCAAGAAUCUUGGAGAGUAAAGGAAAACAGCCACGUACUGAACAAUGUAAAGAUAAACUGACAGCCGAACCCGUUUCUAUGCAUAACGCUACGGUCAAGUCUAUCGGUGAUGGUUUUAGGGAUCCCCUCUUGAAUCACUCUCAGCGUAGUGUUUUGCAAAAUGGUAGUAAAUGUUGCUCCUUUAGGGAAAGCCUGAAGACGUACGAUGUGUCUGGUGGAAAAAACGAGGUAAUCCCUGAGGUCUUGAGGAAAAGUUAUUCUCACGUUGACGCACUAGGGGACGCAAAAGGAACACAGGAUGUGCUGCCAUCGCGAGGUUCCUCCUCUCUAGGCCAUGCUUCCUCUGCUUGUAGACUACUUGAUAAAACAAUACACCAGUUCCAAAAUCUUGGUCUUUUGGAUUUCCCAGUUAGUGAGAACUAUCUGAGACAACCUGAGAGACAAGAUGGAGACUCAGAAGAAACACUCGUAAGAAAGGCAUUUGUCCAGGAAGCACAGACUGUGAGCCCAGAAAAGGAAGGGCCUCCUGACGAUAACCAGGCCUUGUAUCAGAACCAAGUGGAAGAUGACGAUGGAGCCUGUAGUUCAUUAUAUCUGGAUGAGGAGGACUUUUCUGAGAAUGAGGACUUAUGUCAAAUGCUGCCUGGUCACAUUCAGCAUUCCUUUACAGAGGGAAGCACGUGGAAUCAUUUAGGAAAACCAAAGGGGCCUGAAAGAUCUCUGACUGAGUACAACCGCAAAAUACACAGGUCUGAGCCUCAGGUGCUUAAAGGAAAUGAGUGUUACAAACCCACUGGGUUGGUCACUAACCCGGGUGAAAGCCAAACCCCUAAUCUCUCUGCUGAAAGCUGUCGCCUCAGUUCAGGCACUUGGCCCAGUUUUAACUAUGAAGAGGGACCCAGCGGUGCUACAUGUGUGCAAGCCUCAGCAAACACUGAUGAAAGUAUAUUUGAUUACUAUGGCACGAGGAAAGCCAGUUCUGAGACUGAAACCCUGCAUGGCUGGGUUGGUGACACAGAAAAGAACCCAGCUAGCUGGAGUCAGGGUGCCCAGAAUCCGGAAGUGAGAAAACAGUUCACGCACAAGUUAGAACUUUUCAACCCUUCACAUAUGCCAGUGUUGGCUCAGGAUAUCCAACAUGAACACAGUCAUCUGGAAGGAACAGAAAAUCAUAGCAUGGCAGGAGACAGUGGAAUAGAUUCUCCACGGGCACAGAGUCUGGCAUCUAAUAAUUCAGUCAUUUUGGAUGGACUAAAAAGAAGACAGAAUUUUCUGCAGAACUUUGAAGGCACAAAGAGCGGUCAAACACUCACAUCCAAUUCCUUACUACAACUAACUCCAGCCAUAAAUGUUUAAUUCUUAUUUUUCUUUGGAAAACUCUUUGGUAAAAAUGUACAGCAUUAAUAUAGUACAUUUUAAUCGACUAAGUAUGGAAGAAUUCUCUAAAGCCAAGCAUAAUAAUGAGAUUCUGUUAAUCUCAUUAUAUAUAGUGUUCUCAUUGCUGGUUUUCCCCCUUUUUUGACAUUUUAAAGCUUUUUUAAAAGAUGAUUUCGCUAUGAACUUA
Suricata suricatta (meerkat) is the source of this 3502-nucleotide messenger RNA. It is a transcript of the gene STOX1, whose product is annotated as storkhead box 1. The record is from RefSeq and is a predicted model, not a curated record. Gene Ontology annotation, cellular component: cytoplasm; nucleus. Gene Ontology annotation, biological process: positive regulation of transcription by RNA polymerase II. Gene Ontology annotation, molecular function: RNA polymerase II transcription regulatory region sequence-specific DNA binding; DNA-binding transcription activator activity, RNA polymerase II-specific. Lineage: Eukaryota; Metazoa; Chordata; Mammalia; Carnivora; Herpestidae. The transcript is spliced from 6 exons. Bases 1 to 3294 code for a protein of 1097 amino acids.